AUGGCCAAGAGAUCAUCAGAAUCUCUUCCAACAUUCCUUCCAGAAACACAGUGCAGUUUUGCACUGAAGACUGAUGGCAGACCAUCCCACCAGCAGCCUGGGCAAAACGGCAACAGUGAUUACCCACAGAGGAGCCAUCCUCUCUGUCUCAAACAGAUUCCAGCAUCCAAUAUAGACGAUGACAAGGCUAAUAGCUCAAAUGAUGCUGGAGAAUCUAGUAAGCCUGCAGAGAUGCCUACGCCGAGAAGAAAACGGAUCUCCACCAUGCCAAAUCUUCUUAAACCCAGAGCUGGACCUUCAUCUGCUCAGUGUCCUGCAUCUAAACUACAGAGGCGAGCAUCACAGGCUCCUGAUGAAAGUGCUUCACCUCAGAAGGAUUCCUAUCCAUCAGAAGAGAGUAAUGUUGAAAGUUCUUUGAAGUCUCCCAUGCUGCCAGAAAAGAAAACACCUGUGCCACAAGUGCCACAGUUUUCCCCACUUAAAAAGUUGGUGAACAAAGAGCAAACUGUAGGUGUAGCUGCUCAAAGAAAUGACAACACCUUGCAGAAGAGUGUACCCUCACCACUCAAAGAGAGACCAACACAGGAAGGAUCAGGGAUACAGGAGGAGAAACUACCUGUGAAACCUGCUCCUGUGAAAGAGAAACGAAUGUGUUCUGACCGUGAAAGGAUCCUCAAAGCUCGGAAGUUAAGAGAAAUGCUUAAAGAAGAGCUGAAAAAAGAGAGGAUGAAACAGUUGAAACACAGGCCUCCAAUAAUUGAAGGACGCUCUCCACCAGAUCGCUCUAAAAUGACCAUGAGGGACUUGAUACACUAUUUACCAGAAAACAAUCCUAUGAAGUCUUCAUUGGCAGAAGAAAAGAGAACAGAAAAAAAUACUGCACAGGGUCAAAUGAAAGAACAGGAAGAGAAGAAUACUCCUGAUCAUGAAGAGGAAAAUGAGGAGGAAGAAGCAGAGAAUGGGGAGGAGAGUCAAGAUGGUCCUCUUCUAGUGCCUCGUGUGAAAGUAGCAGAGGAUGGUUCAAUUAUACUGGAUGAAGAAAGUUUAACUGUAGAAGUUUUAAGAACAAAAGGUUCGUGUGUUAUAGAAGAAAAUGAUCCCAUCUUUGAGCGUGGCUCUACAACUACAUAUUCCAGCUUCAGGAAAAGCUUUUACACAAAACCAUGGUCAAAUAAAGAAACAGAUAUGUUCUUUCUGGCUAUCAGUAUGGUAGGAACUGACUUCUCCUUGAUUGGACGGCUGUUUCCUCAUAGAGCUAGAGCAGAAAUUAAGAACAAGUUCAAACGUGAGGAAAAAGCUAAUGGAUGGAGGAUAGACAAAGCUUUCAAAGAAAAACGGCCCUUUGAUUUUGAAUUCUUUGCCCAGCUGCUUGAGAAGGUCUUAGCAGAUGAGGAAAAGAGGAAACAGAAGACUGCUAAAAGCCAGAAGCCAAAGGAAAAGAAGCCAUCAAGGCCUCGGAAGAGACCAAAAGCAAAAGCUGCCAGCAGAGAAGCUGCUAGUGAUAAGGGUGAUCUUCAGGAAGGCAGAAUUUCUGAUGCAGAAACAGAAGCAGAUGCUGUAACAGCUGAGAAAGAAAAUGAAGAAUCUUCAGGCCUGGCUGAACAGACAGAAGAACAGGUUGCAUUAGAGCCAGUAUUAGCAAAAAAGAAGAGAAAGAGGAAGAGAAAAGAUGAUCUUGAACAGGAACUGGAGAAUCUUCCAGAAGAAGUGGCAGUCCCUUCAAAAAUUGCUGAAGAAGGGGAAUCAUCUGAGAAAACAGAAAAAAAUGUGGUAUGUGAUGCAAACAAUGAUGGUCAUGCUGCCUGUAGAGAAGAACUGGAUAGUGUUAUUGAAGGAAAACAAGAUGAGACUGUUACAGAGGAAGAGGGGUCAGAGUCCUCUUUACCAGUGGAUGUCAUAACGGAGAGAGAAAGUGAUGUCAAAUUAUGCAGCUUUGAAAGUAGCAAUGAUACUAUAUUAGAAACAGCCUCUGCUAUACUGAGAACUCAAGAUACGAGAGACAACGCAUCACAGAAAGGUCACACUUCAGAGUUACCAGUUUCAAGGCUUAGAAGUGAAGAAAGACAGUCUGAAGAAACCAGGGAAACAAAGGUUUUGGACAUACAUGACUUAUGUAGACCAGAUGAAAAACAGAGUGCAUCAGAAAGUGAUUCGCAGUCUGAAAUCAUGAAAACUGAAAAGCCACCAGACAGAAGGCGCUUGCAAAGACCUAAACCCAAUAUAGUGAGAAUAUGUGGAAGGAGGGAAGCAUCAACCCAAGAAAAAGUGGAGGCUGAGACUUCCUCCCCAAACCAUGUGAAUGCAGAUGAAAAGAUCUGUGAGGAAGACAGUAGAAGAAACAGAAAUGAGAAGACAGAUUUGGAUACUAAAUCUGAAGCACCUGAAAAAACUGUAAUUGCAAAGCCAAUAGUUAGAGGAUGUCGUCAGAGAUUUAAACCUAAUGUUAUAAGAGCAUCUGGAAGGAAAGAAGAGCCCGAAAAAGAUGCAGAAAAAGACAAAAUGCCCCAUCUACAGCCUGGGGGAGAACCUAAGGGAGAAACAGAAAAGAAUACUGACCAAAGUAAUAGAUCUGAUGCUACCAGUGAAGAAGCAGCAGAAAAAGAUAAUAAAGUCCUGGAGACAAUGUCUCAGUCUAAUGAAACAGCUGGCUUACAGGAUGACAGCAAACAGUGUGUGCUGAAACCAACACCUCUAAAGAGAGGCAGAUUGCAAAGACCAAAGCCAAAUCUAGGAAGAACUGUUGCAAAGCAAAAGGACCUGCCAGAAGAAAAAGAUCCUGAAGAGGAGAAAUCUCAGAGUGGAGAAACAGAAGAAGGCCUGAUACACCACAGGGAUGGAAACAAUGAUCCAUGCCUCAAAAAUGUAAGUUUCUUGAGCAAAAAACCCUUUGAAGCAGAAAGCUAUGAAAGUGAAAAGGAAUCAUCAGAUGUCCAGAAACAGGUUCCAGAUUUCAGUGUGGGGGAGUCUGGUCCUAGAAAGGAAGAGGAGAAAACUGUUGUAUCAUCAACUCAGCUACUGAAGAGUCGAUUCCAGAGACCAAAACCAAAUUUAAGAAUGACAACUAGUAGAAGGAAAAUGUUGCACAUAAGUUAUGAAGGUGUAUCACAGCAAGACAGAAAUAGGGAAGAAGAUUUGACACAAUGUGACAGUGAUUGUAGCAUCCUUUCUGAUACACAUAAAACAGGAAAAUAUGAAGCUCUGCAACCAUUGGAAUCCUCAGGAAAGGCAGAGUCACUUUGUGCUCAGGUUUCUGAGAGGCCAAGUUGUGAGUCCCCAGAGACGUUUUCAAGAUCAGAGGAUGGUGAACUUGAAUUAUAUCUACCUGAAAUUAACCAAGAUGACACUUCAGCUACUACUGCAGGCAAAAAUAACACUGAAGAAGAAAGUAAACAAAUACCUAUUCAACCUGUCCAGUUAGUGCAGAGCAGAUUCCAGAGGUACAAGCCAAACUUAAGAAAAUUGGUUGGAAAGAAGGAAUUACAAAUACCAGAAAGCGAGAGGGAGAAAAAGCCUGAAGCAGAGAAGUUGCUGUUGCAAGAAGAUGAGUCUGCCAGUGCUGUCAUUGGUGAAAAUGAAGCUGUGCUCUGUCGAACGGAGGUAUGGAGCAAUGAGGAACAGGAACAGCAAGCAGUGCCUCAGUUGCCCUGUACUUCUGAAAACAUACUGUGUGAACAAAGCAGGUCAAAUGAUAAAUCAAGAUCUGGAGAAGAAAGUAAACAGAGUGAUACAAAACCUUUGCAUCAAGUGAGGGAAUCCCACUGGAACACAAAGCCAAACCUAAAGAGAGUUACUAGAAAAAGAGAUCAUCCUGAAGGUGGUGAAAACAGAGAAGAGGACAAGGCUGAGAUAAUAAAUGCAAAAGAGUGUUUGGUGUUAGAGAAAACUGUUUCAUCAACGCAAAACUCUAGUAACAUAGUGGAAGCUGCAAAGUUCUCAGAGGCUACAAGAAAACAAAAUCUUACAGACUCUGAAGAAACACCAUGUAAAAGGCUCAGGCAGGAUAACAGUCUUCAGUCUCCAGAAAUACCGUCAGAGGGUGAGAGUCAAGUACAACAAGAUGAUUUUCAGCUUUCUACCUCUCAGGAAAAAAAUUCAGACAAUCACUCAAGGAGGCAGUCCAGAAGGUCAUCAAAACAGAUGGUGCUGCCAAAACAUGUCUCGGAGCCAAGACAUGCUGCUGCUUCUACCCCUGAAUGUGAGGCUGCUUGCAGUGAAAAGGGGAAUCAAAGGCAAGAAGUUAAACUUAGUCUUACAAGAGGCAAAAGUUUGAAAACUACACUUAGAAAGAAAUCUGGGAAGGAGCACAGAAGUUCAAAGAUAACUUUGGUGACCCUCCGGGCUUCUCAAGAGGAGGAAGAGGAGGAGGAGGAUGAGGAGGAGACAGAUGACUUGGUGCCUGAUGAUGAAGAUGAAUGCUUUGCACCAGAGGAAGUAAACAAAGCUCCAGUGUUUGUUCCUAUAUGUCUGCGAUCUCCCAAACCAAUUUCUGUUCAGAUAGAGGAAACCAUGGAGGAGCUGGAAAUACCUGUGAAUAUACCAGAUGUGCAGGUGCCUACUGAUGUUGAAAUUGCCUCUCAUGCAUCUGUCCAGCUGGUAAUACAGACAGAGGAAAAAGUAAUAGCCUCAACAGCUGAAAUAACCGCACAUGAAAAUCCAGAGGUGGACAAAGGAAUCAAUGAUGGAAGCACUGAAGCUGCUAUGACUUUACUUGCAAUGGGUGACCCAAUGUUCCAGUUAAAAACAAGUACUGAAGAAUGGACACAUGUGUUGCCUGCUCAAGAUGAGUUGAACAUGGUGGAUGGCCUUGUAACCCACACCUACUCCAAAGAAAACAGAACUCCUAGUCAGUAUUUACUUUCUUCAGACACUUCUACCAAGGAAUUGGUCUCUCCUGAAGAUGGAAGCAACAUUAAUGUAGAGGAUCAAAGCACUGGCAUAAGAAUAGGUGUUGAAGGAUAUUUUGAGGAAAAUGCUACAGAUAACAGGUGUAGCUCUUUGCCUGUGGUGAAUAGUAUGAGACUGACACAAGGCAGACUCCUGGAGCCUGAGCCAGGCUUUGGAGUACUGCAGUCCAAUGAAACUGUAGUUCAGGAGUCACUCGAUACAAAUGUGCAUGUGGAACAACUAGAGCAAGUUCAAAGUGACUCUACACCCCCGAGAGGUGCUGCAGAAGUGCACAAGGUGGAACUAGAACAGGUGAAACCAGCUGCAGGUGAUGCUUCAGUUCUUCAUGAUUUUGCAGCUAGAAGUACAGAACCUUUCAAGCAAGCAAACAAAACUGAGAGAACAGAAAAAGAGAUGAGAGAUGCUUGUGGAAAUUCAGGAGAUUUAAGACCUGUAACUGCAUCACCAAAACCCGGAAAGUCUCACCUUGGAUUAGAGGAAUAUCCAAAUCAAAGUUCUGUGGAUGGACUUCCUGAGCAAAACCCUUGUCCUCCUGAGUACAAUAUAUGCACAAUCAACUUUACUCAGGAGGAAGCUGGCCCUCAGGAUUCUCAACAACAGUGCAUAAGCAGCACAGAAGAGACUCCAGAAAUUACAGUAGCAAGUGUUGAUCAUAGAUGUCCAGAGGAAGAACAGACAUACAUUUUAACAUUGGUGGAAAUUCCAGCUGACUCAAAAGACUUUGGUGCAUCUGCUUUGCUGGAACCAACUUCAGAACCACUGCUGCCAGCCCCAAUACUUAUCAGUCCAAUAAAUGCAAGUGAAACAAACGUGACUGAAAUUGAGAGCAUUGGAUCCUUGACAAUUGCAACUGAUGAAUUUGCUGCACCUUUAAACACCAGUGUGGAAACCACACAACUAGAGUGUUUAUCAGUGGAGCCCGUUCCAUAUCUGCAGACAACUCAAAAAAGGCCAGCUGCUGAGCUUGAAGAGAAUUAUUUUCCUCCUGCCAAGAAAGCUGUGUGUACUGUUGUAGAGGAGAGUAACCUGGAAACCACAUACAAGGGUUAUUCAAUUAAAUCCACAGAUGCUUCAACGAUAGCUUCUGGGAAUCCUUUUCAAAAAACGGAAGCUUCAGCAAAAGAAACAAUAUAUACCUCUGUGUUGGUGUCUGAACCUGUGUCACCACAACCUGAGAGAAGCCAGCUAGAGACUUUAGAGAAUGAAGCAAAAACAACAGCUGCGAAUUCAACAUUUAGACAGGAAGAAGAGAUGACAUCUAGAUUAACCUCUAAUAGAAAAGAAAUAAGUGGCCAAGAAAUGCAGGGAAAUGGGCAUGAAUCUGAACAGUUGGAACAUACUGAAAGCCUGGCAUCAUCUUCAAAAACUCCAUUACUCAGUAGCAAGAAUAGUUCUAAAUCUGCAGAAGAUACCAAAAGGAAUAAAGAUAAGAUCCCAAAGCCUCGAAUCGUGACUCCAAAGCGAAGUCUAAAAAGACCUGGUCCAUCCACUGAGGGUGACAGGGGAUCAUGUUCCCUUCCCUCUACAAGCACAUCGUCAUCAGUGGAGUAUGAGAAUGUAGUUGCUGAUUCUGCAGUUACGGUUCCAAGUAAUGAGCCAUCUGAGAGGCUGCCCCUUUGUGCUAAAGGUCAAGAGAAGGAAGAAGAGCCAACCAGAAUCUCUGAGUAUUUUUUCAGUGACAUCUUUAUGGAAGUGGAUGAUUCAGAGUAG
Chaetura pelagica (chimney swift) is the source of this 6615-nucleotide messenger RNA. It is a transcript of the gene BDP1, whose product is annotated as B double prime 1, subunit of RNA polymerase III transcription initiation factor IIIB. Gene Ontology annotation, biological process: RNA polymerase III preinitiation complex assembly. Lineage: Eukaryota; Metazoa; Chordata; Aves; Apodiformes; Apodidae. The record is from RefSeq and is a predicted model, not a curated record. Bases 1 to 6615 code for a protein of 2204 amino acids. Gene Ontology annotation, molecular function: TFIIIC-class transcription factor complex binding. Gene Ontology annotation, cellular component: transcription factor TFIIIB complex. The transcript has 41 exons.